Messenger RNA from Didymodactylos carnosus, 873 nucleotides. Lineage: Eukaryota; Metazoa; Rotifera; Eurotatoria; Philodinida; Philodinidae. The record is from the annotation of a GenBank genome assembly.
AUGUUUUCUAUUUCAUUAUUAUUCAUCUCUCUUUUAUUAUCGUUUGCUAAUUGUAAACCAACAGUUAAUAAUAUUUCUGAUUUGUUACCACGUUUAUUAUUAAUAUCGUUCGAUGGGUUUCGCUAUGAUUAUCCAGAUAUUUAUACAUUAAAAAAUUUUCGUUCGUUACUUGAUCGUGGUGUUCGUGUUCAACAUAUUAUAAAUAGUUUUACAACAACAACAUUUCCAAAUCAUUUUACAAUUGUUACUGGCCUAUAUGAAGAGACACAUGGUAUUGUUAAUAAUAUUAUGUAUGAUCCUAUACUUAAUGCCAGUACAAGUUUCGACACAAUGAACGAUACAAAAUGGUGGAGUCAAAAUUCAUAUAGUGAACCUAUUUGGAUGACGAAUGAAUUACAGAAUAAUAAUGGUAAAGUGGAAACAAAAAGAAGAUCGGGAGUAAUUUCAUGGCCAUCAACUGGUACACCGGUUAAUGGUCAUAUGCCAUCAAAGUAUGAAAUUUAUAAUGAAACACGCCGGUUUGAAACAAUUAUAGAUCAAAUAAUCAAAUGGUUCAAAGAUCCAAAUGAGCCAAUUAAUUUUGGCACAAUUUAUUUUUAUGAACCAGAUCAUACAGGCCAUAUUUACGGUCCAUUAUCAUCUCAAAUGAACACCACUUUACAAUAUUGUGAUCAAUUGUUAGGAUAUCUGUUAGCACAGAUUGAUAACGAUCCAUAUUUAAAACAGAAUUUAAACGUUAUUUUAACGUCAGAUCAUGGUAUGACAGAAGUAGAUGAAAAACGCACAUUAAAAUUAGAUGAUUAUAUUGAUAGUUCGUUAUAUUCUGCUUACGGUGGUUUAUCACAAAUGAAUAUAUUUCUACAUUCAGGUUAG